AUUGCACGGGCACGCGCACGCCGCGGCCUCGAGCACGCCGCCGCCCUCGUCGCAGUAAACGCGGCCGCUCCGGCUGGCCUUGGGGGCGGGGCUGUAGAGGAACGUGCCAAAGCCGCGGAGUGCAGUGAGAAUUCUACUAGAGAGGAAAUGGCUGCCUCUUCAUCAUCCUCCUCAGCCGGUGGGGUCAGUGGAAGUUCUGUCACUGGAUCUGGUUUCAGUGUCUCAGACCUUGCCCCACCACGGAAAGCCCUUUUCACCUACCCCAAAGGAGCUGGAGAGAUGUUAGAAGAUGGCUCUGAGAGAUUCCUCUGUGAAUCCGUUUUCAGCUAUCAAGUGGCGUCUACGCUUAAACAGGUGAAACAUGAUCAGCAAGUUGCUCGGAUGGAAAAACUAGCUGGUCUGGUAGAAGAGCUGGAGGCAGAUGAGUGGCGAUAUAAACCCAUCGAGCAGCUGCUGGGGUUCACACCCUCUUCAGGUUGACCUUGCCUGGACAGUCACCUCUGGGGCACAGCAAGUGCAGGUCCAGUGAGGAACUUUUCUUACAGCUUACAUAGCCAUCCAGAGAUUCACAGCUCCAUCACUGAAUUGUUCAUUCACAUCCAUACUUGGUUUCUCUGUAUCUAUCCACAAGCAACAAAUACUUAAAUGUGUGAUCUUACAAGGACAUUUUUUGUUUAUUUGUUUAAAAAACUACUGAGAAUCAGAUUUAGGCAAUUGGCAUCACAGAACCAGGAGGUUUGGGUUUACGAGAGAUUUAUAAAACUUCACAAGCCAGGACACAUGCCACAAUUGGCCAACAGAAUGGCAUCCCUCCUGUCAAUUUAUGCAGUUCCUAGAAUCCUCACCAGUCAAGUCCGAGGUCGGGAUCUGGAGUUAUAAAAUACAGCAUUUCUGACCUAAAACUGUUCUUUUUGCAGAUGAAUGUGAUUUCAACUCAGGACCUGUCCAAAUUAGGAAUUUUUAAUGUUUGGGAUUUUUUUUCUAUUUUUAGACAUCUAAUUCUAUAGAUUCUAUCUUUUUCUAACCUCCUCUAGGCAUGCCAAAUGCUGGCAAAAAGAAUUGCUUUUUGAAUGUUGAAGUUCUGGUAAAAAUAAAGCAGUGAGCAAAAUCCUUUUAAACACAGAAAUCCUGAGUUCAUCUUGUUGGUGGGCUCAGGCAAUUCUGUAGCAAAUAAAUCCUUUGACAGAGCUCCAAAUUGGUUUCUUUAUCCUUUCAAAGCCUCAGGGAUUUGGGAUAGGGGAAAGAGGUCAAAUUACUUUUUAUAAGAAGGGAAUCUAAAAACCAUUUCUCCUAAGCAAAUGGUAGAUUUGCUUUCUCUCAGGGAUAUUUGUCUUUUUAGAAGUAUAUGAAUUUAUCAUCAAUAUCUGAGUAGGUUUUUUACCAUGAAAAGGAAAAACCUGGAAAGCUAAGAGGUGUCUUUUGUUUUCCCUCAUGGGACCCCAGGGUCCACACUGCACAGUUAGGAGAAUCAUUUAUUAAAUUGUAUGUAAAUUUUGCC
Messenger RNA from Balaenoptera musculus (blue whale), 1498 nucleotides. It is a transcript of the gene ANAPC16, whose product is annotated as anaphase promoting complex subunit 16. NCBI's taxonomy places the organism in Eukaryota, Metazoa, Chordata, Mammalia, Artiodactyla, Balaenopteridae. Gene Ontology annotation, cellular component: anaphase-promoting complex; cytosol; kinetochore. The record is from RefSeq and is a predicted model, not a curated record. The coding region runs from base 148 to 480 and encodes 110 amino acids. Gene Ontology annotation, biological process: protein ubiquitination. The transcript has 4 exons.